GCAGUACUCACGAUGCUCCGAAAUAACCUAACAAGCCACGGUGUGGAGUCACAUGGCGCGUGUGGCGACCACCUGGUGAAGAUAUAUCGCGCAAUCACUUUCGCGGCGAAUGCGGCUUCUCAGGCGCGGUUUGCAUCAUAUCGCGCGUAGGGUUGCAGCGCACCGCGUGUCCGACGACGUUCCGCUCGCCAAGCCACCUGUCAGAAGCGUCGCGUUCACCGUCAAUCUUCUCGAUUUCAGCCGCUGGGGCACCAGGAAGGCGAAUAGGAACCUGAAGAUCGCCCUCGCGCUCGACAUGACGAAUCCUAAGGUUGAGGAGGUCCUAGCGCCGCUCCGGGCGAGCGUCAAGGAACAGGGAGAUUAUGUGCGGAAGCUGAAAGCUGAUGGCGCACCAGAAUUGGACAUUAAGAAAGCUGUAGCGGAGUUGAAGCUGCGCAAAAAGAUAUUAGAGGACAAAGAGAUGUCUCUAGCUUCCAGCAAUAUAACAUUCGACAGAGCGAGGAUGGAGGAUCUCUUGAAGCGUAGAUUCUUCUUGGAUCAGUCUUUCGCAAUUUACGGUGGUAUUACUGGUCAGUAUGACUUCGGACCCAUGGGCUGCUCGUUGAAGACAAAUCUGAUAAAUGCCUGGAGAAAUUUCUUCGUCCUAGAGGAGCAGAUGCUGGAGGUUGAUUGCUCUAUCUUGACGCCUGAGUCGGUGUUGAAGGCGUCUGGCCACGUGGAGCGAUUCGCCGAUCUGAUGGUGAAGGAUGUAAAGAGUGGGGAGUGCUUCCGUCUAGAUCACUUGAUCAAAGCGCACCUGGAAAAGAUAAUCUGUGACAAGAAAACGAGUGAGACAGUACGCGAGGAGUGCAGAGAUAUCAUUGUGAAACUGGAUGGUAUGACAAAGGACGAGAUGGCUGCAGUAUUGUCCAAGUAUAACAUGAAAUCACCGGUUUCCGGUAACGACUUGACGGAACCAAUAGAGUUCAACUUGAUGUUCGGCACGCAGAUCGGACCGACGGGACUCAUCAAGGGCUUCUUGAGGCCGGAAACGGCCCAGGGUAUCUUCGUCAACUUCAAGCGACUGCUGGCGUUCAAUCAGGAACGAUUGCCGUUCGCUGCGGCACAGAUUGGUAACGCCUUCAGGAACGAAAUCUCGCCGCGAUCCGGGCUCAUACGCGUUCGAGAGUUCACCAUGGCGGAGAUCGAGCAUUUCUGCGACCCGAACGACAAGAAUCAUUCCAAGUUUGGGACUGUUAAAGAUAUAAGUAUGCUGCUGUACUCAGCUUGCAAUCAAAUGGAUGGUAAAAGCGCGCAGCGUCUUACUAUAGGUGAGGCCGUCUCGUCCGGACUGGUGGCAAACGAGACGUUAGGUUACUUCAUGGCCAGGAUCAAUCAGUUCUUACUGAAAGUCGGUGUCGACCCAAAUCGUGUGCGCUUCCGUCAGCACAUGAGCAACGAAAUGGCGCAUUACGCCUGCGACUGUUGGGACGCUGAGUGCCUGACUUCUUACGGAUGGAUCGAGUGCGUAGGAUGCGCCGACCGGUCCGCCUAUGACUUGACACAGCACACCAAGGCCACCGGCGUGAAAUUGGUAGCCGAGAAGAAACUACCCGCUCCAAAAACUGUGGACGUUUGCGAGAUCGUACCAAAUAAAGUGUUGAUUGGCAAAACGUUCAAAAAGGACAGCAAAGCUGUGCAAGAUGCAUUAAUAUCGUUAGGCGAGGAUGAGAUUGUGUCCUUGGAGAGAGAUCUCAGCGAGAAGGAAGAACACGAGUUGACUCUGCCCAACAACGUCGGCGUGAAGAUCACCAAAGACAUGAUAGAAGUAAAGCGUUACCAGAAGACUGUUCACGUGGAAGAAAUUAUACCCUCUGUGAUCGAACCUUCUUUCGGAAUCGGUCGUAUCAUGUACGCCCUGUUUGAACAUAAUUUCAAGACAAGAGAGGGUGACGAGAAGAGAACGUAUUUCGCCUUACCGCCAGUAGUAGCGCCGUUGAAAUGCUCGGUGUUACCACUCAGUGGCAACGACGAAUUUGUGCCGUUUGUAAAAAAAUUAUCGCAAGAUCUGACGAGAGCAGAUGUCUCACACAAAGUGGACGACUCUUCCGGUAGCAUAGGACGCAGAUAUGCUCGUACCGAUGAGAUAGCGAUACCAUUCGGCAUUACCAUCGACUUCGACACUUUGAAGGCGCCGCACAGUGCUACGCUCAGAGACAGAGACAGCAUGGGACAAGUUAGAAUAAACUUGGAUGAACUGCCUGGUGUAGUGAGGGAUCUUUCCUAUGGAAGGAUUACUUGGGCGGAAGUGGAGACAAAGUAUCCCAAGUUUGUACAACAAGAAUCAACAGAACCAUAGAAAACUUAGAUAGGCUCGGGAAUAAUUUAUUUGUACUAUAUAGAAGCUAUAUAGAACUGUAUUUUGAAUGGCGUAUAUACAAAGUUUUUAUAUAUUGAGCAUAUCAAGGUGUUUAUUAGAAAAUGCAAUAUUAGAAAAUAUACCACUAAUUUUUGGAAGAUUUAAUUUAAACAUUUGUUAAUCAGGAAAUUUAAACUUAUACAAUCCUUUGCAGAUUUUAAAAAUUUACAUGAUAUGUAUUUGUGUAUUUAUUAAAAAAAUAAUAUAAACUUUGAGAAUCCUGCAGGAAAUAUUUUGCAAUUGUAAUAGAAUACUUAUUACUCUUCAUCUCUUCGACUUACUGUAUAAUUUAGUCACUCGCAUUUUUCAGAAUCAUUUACUUAUUUAAGUUUUUAUAAACGCUGUGUAAAAAAUAUAGAUCUGUUUCUUAA
Molecule: messenger RNA, 2769 nt
Organism: Monomorium pharaonis (pharaoh ant)
Lineage: Eukaryota; Metazoa; Arthropoda; Insecta; Hymenoptera; Formicidae
Gene: GlyRS
Product: glycine--tRNA ligase
Exons: 4
Coding region: 110-2338 (742 amino acids)
Biological process (GO): mitochondrial glycyl-tRNA aminoacylation
Cellular component (GO): mitochondrion; cytoplasm
Molecular function (GO): ATP binding; glycine-tRNA ligase activity
Source: RefSeq, a predicted model, not a curated record